Molecule: messenger RNA, 3936 nt
Organism: Lates calcarifer (barramundi perch)
Lineage: Eukaryota; Metazoa; Chordata; Actinopteri; Centropomidae
Product: carboxyl-terminal PDZ ligand of neuronal nitric oxide synthase protein
Exons: 10
Coding region: 456-2012 (518 amino acids)
Molecular function (GO): nitric-oxide synthase binding
Source: RefSeq, a predicted model, not a curated record
AAGCAUAACCUGGCUUCAUCUGUUAGAUCUUACACCCAGUUUCAAAGCUAAUAAGCACCCACUGCUCCUGAAUAUUGAUCGCUCACUCAGAGAAAUCAGUUCCUAGAUUGAUGGCACGGCGCUCCGAGGAAAAAAUAAUCGUCUUGAGAUCCGUGCGUCAUCGGGACCCCGGCGGCGACGGCGUCGGUGGCGGCGACGCGUACUGUCUCUCCGUCGCGCCUCAGACCGGAGCGAAGGGGUCAGCGAGCGCACACACCGAUCACCGGUCAGCGCGUUAGUCUAAACAAACAAUUCGUCGAUAAGCGGGAGCGCCUCAACCCGGAUGACCUCCGGAGUGACGCGUCUCUCCGGUGAGAGUGCGGAGGGGGGCAGCGGCGGAGGAGAUGCGCAUAUCUGCAGGUCUCUAGCGCUGUCGUAAAACGAGAGUCGGGAGCGAGACAGUUAUCAUUAAAGCGAUGCCAGGGGUAACCAAGUACAAUUUAGUAGAUGACGUGCACGAUUUGAGGAUCCCCAUGCACAACGAGGAGGUGUUCAAGCAUGGGGUCUGCUUCGAGGCAAAGUACAUUGGCAGUUUGGAGGUGGGUCGCCCCGGCAGUCGAAUGGAGAUAGUCGCUGCAAUGAGGAGAAUCAGAUAUGAAUUCAAACUGAAGAACAUAAAGAAAAAGAAGGUCAACAUUGUUGUAUCCACCGACUGUGUCAAAGUGAUUUUACGCAAAAAGAAGAAGAGAAAAGGGUGGUCAUGGGAUGAGAAUACCAUCUUGGUGACACAGGAUCCUAUUUACAGGAUCUUUUAUGUCUCACAUGAUGCUCAAGACUUGAAGAUCUUCAGUUAUAUAGCGAGAGAUGGACAGAGCAAUGUUUUCCGCUGCAAUGUGUUCAAGUCAAAGAGGAAGUCUCAGGCCAUGAGGAUCGUGCGGACGGUGGGUCAGGCGUUCGAUGUGUGUCACCAGCUGACCCUGCAGCAGAAAAGCGAUGACCAGGAGGAUGAGGAGGGGAAGGCCGAGGAGUCUGAGGCAGUGCCAGCAAAGAAGAGGUUUGCAUUAUCAGAAGAGACAGACCUUGAAGCCACUACAGAAGAGAGCAUUGAGUGUGUCUCAUCAGACCUGGAGAAGAGCAAAAAGGACGAGGCCCUCGGUAACAAUGGGAAGGUGUCUGAUGACCCAUCUUUUCUGCUGAGCUCUCCCGUCCUUGGGGCCUCUGUGUCGGGUCAGUCGGCAGCAGAGGCUUCCUGCUCUGCAGAGCACCAGGUCCAGUUCCUCCAGAAACAACUACAGCAGCAGGAACAGCAGGCACUAGCAGCCUCAGCACAGGUUCAUGUCCUCCAGGAGCAGCUGUCAGUGGAGGUGUGUGCGCGGACCGAAGCCCAAGCCCGAGUUCAGAGGCUGCUGCAGCAGAACACCGACCUGCUGCAACACAUUUCCCUGCUGGUCAAACAGAUCCAGGAACUGGAGCUCAAAGCUGCUGGCCAGUUGACAUCUAUGGGCUCCCAGGACAGUCUCCUGGAGAUCACUUUCCGUGCCAAGCCCUCCAGCGUGCCCCGUGAUCCCCUUACCCCUUCGUCAUCCACAGGCCCUUUAGCCGCUCAGUCCCAGCUCCAGAUAAGCGACAGCCCCUGGGCCUCUGCCCUCCCCGGGCCCUGCUCCCCGGGCACCAUGGGUGCUGACACCAGCCCGCUAGGGCUCAGCGGCAGCGGAGUUCGACUCGAGUGCUUCCGCUUCUCCUCCCGGGGGCCUGACAGCCAGGAGCAGGGCCAGGACACGGGGGAGACUCCCAGCGACGGCGCCCCGGAUGAGAGUUCACUGCUGGGGGAGCAGGUCCUCGGAGCCCUAGAGCUGCUGCGCUUCAGGGAGUCAGGGAUCGGGUCGGAGUACGAGUCAAACACAGAUGAGAGUGAUGAUCGGGACAGCUGGGGACAGGGGGAGGGCGGGGGGGGCGACGGUGCAGCUAGACUCAUGAACGUGCUGAAUGCAGAGAGUCUGCCGGACUGCUUAGGGGAUGAGAUGGCUGUGUAGCGGUGCUCUGAAAGCUGCGCUAGGCAACUUUGCACUUAUGCACCCACCCCAAUGGGAAACUAGUAAAAUUCAGAAUCUGAAGGACUUCAUCACAGAGAAAUCCUGUAUUGUAAACAGCAUCAUUUGCUGGUAUAAAUUAUUUGUGGCUGAUAGCUGGACAGAGUGCUCACUCGCCACUGGUCUGGCCUGGACUGGUCUAAAUUUUACCUGAUUCGUCUCUUCCUUUGCACAGAGAACUUAUAUCAGUGGUGGAGCUCAUAAAAGUUAAUAAUAAUAAAAAUGCUAAAAAUAGAAUUAAAAUGAUACAUCUUAGUCUAAAAAUGUACAAUGAUUUGAUAAAAACUAAUUUGAUUCAUGAAAUUUGCUAAAUUAUUAUGUAUGUAUAUUAUAUAUCACCAACAUAAAACAUCAUAAAACAUAAAGAUUUUUACCAAGUCAGGUUUAUUUUAAAGCCUUAAUGUCUUUAUCAAAUAUGGUUAAACAAGACUAAGAGUCUACUGUCAUGUUAAUGGUAUGUUAACAUGCGCAUAUACCAUCUUGCUUUAGCGUGUUAGCAUGCUAACAUUUUCCAAAAACAAAGUACAGCUGAGGUCCACAUUCACUGUCAGUCUUAGAGGUUUGUGGUCACAAAUUAAAAUAUCAGACUAAAUUAACAUUUUGACUUGAGAGUAAAUUUAUCAAUCGAGUCAGCGAUUAAAGCUUCACAAGCUCCACACAUCGGACAUUAUUUGCUGUAACUGGGGAGAAAAGCCAAAAAAAAGGAUACUCUAAGGUACUUCUAGAUAAGAAUUUGGCACAGUGCAGCUUUAUUCAAUCCUGUCAGAUAGUUUAAACACUGUGGUGAUUCAGGUUCUGUCUCUCUCUCUGCCAUCUGUUAAUAUAUAUGUUACAUACUGUGUGUGUGUGUGUGUCAGUCUGAUGAUUGUUGCUCCCUGACUCGGUGCUGUCGUCACUCGCUGGGCUUGUUACACUGUGGUUUUUGUCUGUGUGUUUAUGGAUUUGUGACACAUCUGGCAUGGACAUGGUUGUUUUAUCUGUUAUCUAAUGCAGAUUUAUGAAGAAAAAAUUUCUUUGGCAAAUCUGUCUUGACAUGCUAACACUUUUUUUUUUGGAGUGUGAAAAAUUAAAACCUUGCUGUGCUUGCUACGACUCUUAAUCUGUAAAUUACACAUGGGUUUAAAAAUGAGCAUGUAUCUGUCAUAGUCUGAUUUCUUCUCUUUUCAAUACAUUGUACAAAGUUUGAUUAACUUUGAUGCUUUGCCUACAGUACAUGGCAUGAUUUUAUUCACACUUUUCUUCAUUCUUUUAUAGUACUAAAGAACAUUUCUGAUUAAGUGUUGUGUAAGAGGGAAACAUCUCACUGUGUGCAGGUGCUGCUACAAUUGUAUCUGUGCUGCUUAAAAAUGUAGCCACCACGUACUGUAAGUAUUAUUUAUUAAUGCUGUACUGCGGCAGCGAUAAACUGCUGCAUCACUGUUGCUCCACCCUUCAGAGGAAUUGUUUGGAAAGUCCUGAAGUACCAAUUCAGGGAAAGAUGGAGGCACAUAGAAAACUUCUGGACCCUUUCAUAAGCUUGCAGCCAGCUGUCGUACCAGCUCCACCACACUGACUGUGAGCCAACUCUGUGAAUCACUGAAUUGGGGACGUGUCUUUGAGCUCUUUCCAAAAUCGAUUAAUCUCUUCCUGGCCCGCCUCUCCCCCUUUCCCUCUAACUCGCUCACCUUCCUCCCCUCUUUUCCCUGAAGCUUGUCACCUCUUUGCCACUCUCUUGCACUCGCAAUCUGUCUGCUGUAUCCAUCUAUCCAUAUUUCUCUGUCAAUCUCUGGCAUUUCUCUCUCCAAGGUUAUGUCUGUUCUCAUGAAGUGUACUAAAAGUGAAAGUGCACUUACAUCGAUGUUUCUCCUUGUGGAAUUAAAUGCCCUUU